Somion occarium is the source of this 1178-nucleotide messenger RNA. NCBI's taxonomy places the organism in Eukaryota, Fungi, Basidiomycota, Agaricomycetes, Polyporales, Cerrenaceae. The record is from the annotation of a GenBank genome assembly.
GAUCGAGUGCAAGCGCCGACAAUACUUAUGAUAUUGCUUAGACGCCUACGCACGUGCGGCAUCAGCGCUUCACCGCGGUCACCUCAGUACGCGCGUCGGUACACGCUAUCCUGCUUCUACCACUCCCUACACUCCCUAUUCACCCAUCGCUUUACCAUGUCUAGAUCCUACGAUCGAGCUCUCACCGUCUUCUCGCCGGACGGGCAUUUGUUCCAGGUCGAAUAUGCUCUAGAGGCCGUACGGAAGGGAACGUGCGCUGUAGGAGUUCGUGGCCAAGACGUUGUAGUCCUCGGAGUAGAGAAGAAGUCGGUUCUCCAAUUACAAGAUCCUAGGACCGUACGGAAGGUUGCCAUGCUUGAUGACCAUGUUUGUCUUGCAUUCGCCGGUCUCACUGCCGACGGUCGUGUCUUGAUUGACAAGGCACGGAUAGAAUGUCAGAGUCACCGUCUGACUGUAGAAGACCCCGUUACGAUAGAAUAUAUCACCAGACAUAUCGCCACUAUCCAGCAGAAAUACACGCAAUCGGGAGGAGUUCGACCAUUCGGAAUCUCAACUUUGAUCGUUGGCUUUGAUCCUCAUGAUGUCAAGCCCCGACUAUACCAGACAGAACCAAGCGGCAUCUACAGCGAGUGGAAAGCGAAUGCGAUCGGUCGGUCAUCGAAGACUGUGCGCGAAUUUUUGGAGAAGAACCACAAAGAUGGCAUGUCUCGCGACGAUGCUAUCAAACUGACGGUGAAGAGUCUUCUGGAAGUUGUCCAAACUGGCGCGAAGAACAUUGAAAUCAGUGUGAUGGAAAGCUACGGCAAAAUUACAAGCUUGGACCUUUCCCAGAUUGAAGCAAUUGUUGCCGAUAUUGAACGAGAGAAGGAAGCAGAGGCGGAGCGAAAACGUUCGAGACUUGCAGCAACCGCUGCUGGCCAAGCCGCCAUGAUGCAAAGAACAGGGGAGAGUUCGGGACAGUGAAGACAGCGCUUUCUCAGAUGUCCCUUUUCCUGUAUGACUUUAGCUCAGACACGUGUAUAUCAUUGUUUCCUUUGCUUUCGAGUACGCACACGCGUAUGAUAAUCAUCAGUUGGAACAGCAAUUGCUAUGAGAUAAGCAAUAUAGUUCUUGAGCUAGUUUAGGUAAAAGUGGUUCCUUAUUCGGUCACUUGUUUGGCAAAACCCUCUGAAAUAAAU